AUGGCCUCGAUAGCGAAGAGCAGGCCGUCGCGGCGCGCUGCCUCACGGAAGAGUUUUGUUAUUGAAGAGCCUUCCGAGGACGAUGAAUUGGGAAAUGUCACCCCCACACCAUCGAACGUGGAUGAGAACGACGAGCACGAGGACGAGUAUACGCCAGUCGCAAAAAAACCCGCUGCGAAAAAGGGAGGGCGGAGAAAGACAGCAGAUGCACCCACACCUAGCGCACGGCGACAGUCACGACGCGGACGACGAACAACGGCUGGGGACGAUAUGGAUUCAUCACAGGUCGCUGAGAGCAUCGAGGAGGCGGAGGAGGAGCAAAGUACUAUUGCAGCGCCGGCGGAAGAGCCUGAAUCGCCAUCUGACAGUGUUCGUGCUGUUCAAAGGCGAAAAAGCGCUGCUAAUUCUCGUAAGAGUCGCACAUCCGCUACUCCAACCCCGGAGCUAUCCUCACUUCCUACGCCGUCUCCUUCAGCGUCGCCCGAGCCUUCAUCUCGGUCGCACAGAGAUGCCGCCAGCCCUCUUGCCGAUAUCACCGAAUCAGCCGUGAAUAAGACGCCGUCGCCUUCAAAACGACCCGAGGAGCCGAAGUCGCAGAUAUCAAUCAUCAACCCGAUGUCUACGAAACUAGAGAAGCCGAUGGACAUUAUGAUCAAGUCACGUUCCUUGGCUAUGCCUACGAUAGAAGAGCCGAAAGGGCCCCGUCCGCGCAUGGUUAUCACCCAUCUUGUGCUUACCAAUUUCAAGAGUUAUGCAGGGAGACAGGUUGUCGGGCCUUUCCACGUCUCUUUCUCGUCAAUUGUCGGUCCAAACGGGUCCGGAAAAUCAAACGUUAUUGACGCAUUGCUGUUUGUUUUCGGAUUUCGCGCAAGCAAGAUGCGACAGGCAAAAGUUUCUGCUUUGAUUCAUAACUCAGCGAAUUUCCCAGAUCUGCCUUUCUGCGAGGUUGAGGUCCAUUUUCAGGAGAUCAUUGAUCUUCCAGGAGGCGCUCACGAGGUCGUUCCGGAUUCUCAGCUGAUAAUUUCCCGACGAGCUUUCAAGAACAACACCAGCAAGUACUACAUGAAUAAGAAAGAGACGAACUUCACAGCGGUGACAGAUUUCUUGCGCGAACGUGGAAUUGAUCUGGAUCACAAACGUUUCUUGAUUUUACAGGGCGAGGUUGAGUCUAUCGCGCAGAUGAAGCCGAAGGCGGCAAACGAACACGAGGAUGGACUCUUGGAAUAUUUGGAGGACAUCAUUGGAACCUCAAAGUACAAGGUGCCGAUCGAAGAAGCUGCCGCAGAAGUUGAGAAUCUGAAUGACGUGUGCGUUGAGAAGAAUAACCGCGUCCAGCAUGUCGAAAAGGAGAAGAACAAUUUGGAGGACAAGAAAAACAAGGCUCUGGCUUACAUCCGAGACGAGAACGAGCUCGUCAUGAAGCAGUCGGCUCUCUACCAGAUCUACAUCGCUGAGUGUGAAGACAACAUACGAGUGACGGAAGAAGCUAUCGUGCAGAUGCAGGAGUUAUUGAACCUGGAGCUUGAGAAGCAUGAAGGUAGCGAAUCCGGCAUCAAAGAGCUCGAGAGGGCCUACAAGCGCGGCAUGAAAGAAUAUGAAAACAUGGAAAAGGCCACACAGGCUAUGAUCAAAGAGAUGGCAAAAUAUGAUAAGGAAUCGGUCAAGUUUGAAGAGAAGAGGAAGUUCUUGACUGGCAAGCAGAAGAAGCUGGAGAAGACAAUGCAGUCAAGCCGUCUUGCCGCCUCCGAGUGCACUAGUCUGGUCGAAAAGUACACCUACGAUAUCGAGAAGAAGUCGGCAGAAAUUGCGAAGCUCGAGAAAGAGAUGAAGGCGGAAGAAGAGGAGCUUUCCUCCAUUCGGGAGGGAUUGAAGGGCAAGACCCAAGGCCUCUCUGAGCAGAUAGCUGCGAAGCAGAAGUCCCUGGAACCGUGGAAUGAAAAGAUCAACGAAAAGCUUUCCGCCGUCGCGGUGGCCCAAAGUGAGCUGGAUAUCUUGCGGGAAAAGAGCAACGCUGGUGCCAAAGCUUUGGAAGAGGCGCAGUCCAAAGUUGCUUCUAUUGAAGAGACCCUGUCCGAGAAGGAAGCCGAACUCGAGGAACGACGUGCGGCGAAAGCGAAUCUUGAGAGCGAACUUGCAAGCUUGCAGCAUGACCUGAAGAAACUGUCACAGAAGGAACCUGAAUUUCGUACUCAGGUCUCCAGCGCGAGGCAAAAGGCGGAGGAAGCAAGGGCCAGUCUUGCCAGUACCCAGAAUAGGGGUAGUGUGUUGACUGGACUGAUGCGACUAAAGGAGUCCGGUCGUAUUGAUGGCUUCCAUGGUAGACUUGGAGACCUUGGAACCAUUGAUGAGAAAUAUGAUGUCGCGAUCUCGACCGCCUGCCCCGCCCUUGACAAUAUGGUUGUCGACAGCGUUGAAGUUGGUCAGCAAUGCAUUGACUAUCUUCGCAAGAACAAUCUCGGGCGUGCCAACUUUAUCCUCUUGGACCGACUCCCUAAGAGAGAUAUGUCUUCCAUCAACACUCCUGAGAAUGUUCCACGACUGUUUGACUUGGUCAAACCCAAGGACCCGAAAUUUGCACCUGCCUUCUACAGUGUUUUGCAAAACACACUGGUAGCCAAUGACUUGCAACAAGCAAACAGGAUUGCUUAUGGUGCUAGACGAUGGAGGGUUGUCACACUUGACGGGCAGUUGAUCGACAUGUCUGGUACCAUGACUGGUGGUGGCACUCGUGUUGCAAGGGGCGGAAUGUCAUCUAAGCCGGUCGCCGAGACGUCGAAGGAGCAGGUGGCGAAGCUCGAACAAGACCGAGAUGAGAUGGAGCGGAAAUUCCAUGCAUUCCAGGAGAAGCAGCGGCAACUGGAGGCCUCCAUUCGGGAGAAGUCCGAUGAAAUCCCGAGACUGGAGACUAAAAUCCAGAAGACUGUAAUUGAAAUUGAGAGCGCCCGUCGAAGCCUGGCCGAUGCCCAGCGACGUGUCAAAGAGCUGAGCGCAGAACACAAACCAUCGAAAGCUGAUGACAACCGGGCUCAAGUGCUGGAGAAACAGAUUGCAAGCCUGGAGAAGGAAAUCGAGUCAUUGCGGAAUGAGAUGGCCGGUGUCGAGGAGGAGAUUCAGACUCUCCAGAACCGGAUCAUGGAAGUCGGCGGUGUUAGACUGAGGAGCCAGAAAGCCAAGGUCGAUGGCCUCAAAGAACAGAUCAGCAUGCUUGUUGAGGAGAUUUCCAACGCCGAAGUUGCCAAGUCGAAAAACGAGAAACUGAUCAAUAAACACGAGAAAGCUCGUUUAGACGCCGAGAAAGAGAUCGAACAGGUCCUUGAGGAGAUCGAGCAGCUCAACAAUGAUGUGAAGAAUCAAGCCAGCGAUGCGUCGGGAUCGAGACGGAAAGCCGAAGAGGCUCAAGAGGCUCUCGAGACAAAGAAGGGUGAGCUGAAAGCCCUCAAGGCUGAGCUUGACGAGAAGAUCGCGGAGUUGAAUGAGACCCGGAAGGCGGAGAUUGAGAUGCGCAACAAGCUGGAGGAGAACCAGAAAGUCCUGGCUGAAAAUCAGAAGCGAAUGCGAUACUGGGAGGAGAAACUCUCCAAGCUGUCAUUGCAGAAUAUCAACGACUUGGGUGAAGAGCAGCAGAUCACGGAGCUGCAGACUUACACCAGAGACGAACUCGCGGAGAUGAACAAGGAGUCCCUCAAAGCUGUGAUUGCUGCCCUAGAGGAGAAAACGCAAAACGCUUCUGUCGACCUGUCAGUCAUCGAAGAGUACCGCCGUCGUGUUGCUGAGUACGAAUCGCGUUCUGCGGACUUGAAUGAGGCGCUGAAAGCUCGAGACAAUGCCAAGGCUCGCCUCGACAGUCUUCGAUCCGCCCGUUUGACAGGAUUCAUGGAGGGCUUUAGUAUUAUCUCCAUGCGCCUGAAGGAGAUGUACCAGAUGAUCACCAUGGGUGGCAACGCAGAGCUGGAGCUUGUCGACUCUCUUGAUCCGUUCUCGGAGGGUAUCUUGUUCUCUGUGAUGCCUCCCAAGAAGAGUUGGAAGAACAUUAGCAACCUCUCGGGAGGCGAGAAGACACUGUCUAGUCUCGCGCUCGUGUUUGCUUUGCAUCACUACAAGCCGACUCCUCUCUACGUUAUGGACGAAAUCGACGCUGCUUUGGAUUUCAGGAAUGUCUCUAUUGUUGCUUCCUACAUCAAGGAGAGGACCAAGAAUGCCCAGUUCAUCGUCAUUUCUCUCCGAAACAACAUGUUUGAACUUGCAUCUCGUCUUGUCGGAGUAUACAAGGUCAAUCACAUGACGAAGAGCGUCACGAUCGAGAACCGGGACUACAUCACUGGUCGACAACAAUGA
Messenger RNA from Rasamsonia emersonii CBS 393.64, 4335 nucleotides. RefSeq names its product Structural maintenance of chromosomes protein. NCBI's taxonomy places the organism in Eukaryota, Fungi, Ascomycota, Eurotiomycetes, Eurotiales, Trichocomaceae. The transcript has 3 exons. Bases 1 to 4335 code for a protein of 1444 amino acids. Gene Ontology annotation, molecular function: ATP binding; protein binding. Gene Ontology annotation, cellular component: chromosome. Gene Ontology annotation, biological process: mitotic chromosome condensation. The record is from RefSeq and is a predicted model, not a curated record.